Molecule: messenger RNA, 861 nt
Organism: Humulus lupulus (European hop)
Lineage: Eukaryota; Viridiplantae; Streptophyta; Magnoliopsida; Rosales; Cannabaceae
Product: 18.1 kDa class I heat shock protein-like
Exons: 1
Coding region: 118-591 (157 amino acids)
Biological process (GO): response to hydrogen peroxide; response to heat; protein complex oligomerization
Source: RefSeq, a predicted model, not a curated record
CCCAUCCUCACUCAUAUUAUAACGAAAAGAAAGCCCUAUCUCUCUCUCUGAAAAAAUAUUAACCUUAUCAUUACUCCUUUCAUUUCCAAAUCCCAAUCCAAACGAAAUUCUUGAACAAUGGCUCUCAAUCUCUUCGGUGGCCGAAGAAGCAACGUUUACGAUCCCUUCUCGCUCGACAUCUGGGACCCUUUAGAGGGCUUCCCUUUCAACACCUCUGUUGUCAGUGUCCCUUCCUCUGCCCGGGAAACGGCCGCCAUCGCCAACACCCGAAUUGACUGGAGGGAGACCUCGGAAGCCCAUGUGUUUAAGGCUGACCUUCCUGGGCUAAAGAAGGAAGAGGUGAAGGUUGAGGUCGAAGAGGGAAGAGUGCUCCAUAUAAGUGGCGAAAGGAGCCUAGAGAAAGAGGAGAAGAAUGGCACGUGGCACCGGGUCGAGAGGAGCAGUGGCAAGUUCGUGAGGAGGUUCAGGUUGCCGGAGAAUGCCAAGGUGGACCAGGUGAAAGCUAGCAUGGAGAAUGGGGUUCUGACUGUGGUUGUGCCUAAAGAGGAGGAAAAGAAGACCGAGGCCAAGUCCAUUGAGAUUUCUGGCUAGUUUCUCUUCCGGGCUCUGGUUUUUUUUUUUUUUUCUUUUGGUCGUUUUUGUAGUGUGGAGUGGGAUAAGUAUGGCGUGUCUUGGGUUUGGUGUGGUUUUGUCUGCGUGUACUGGGAUAUAUUCGGUUUUGGCCAUGAAAGCCGUAUGUAUAAAAAUAAAUAUAACAUGUAAAAGUCAAAAGAAAGAGUGAACACGAUUAUGAAAGAUUUUGGCUAAAAGAACUAUAGGGUAAACGGAUAUAUAUAUAUAUAAGUCCUACCCUUUCCUAUA